AUGGCCGCUUCCGCCAAUUCUUCCUCUACUUCUGACAACACUCCCAACACUCUCUGUACCUUUAAUCCUUCCUCCAGCAUUACUAUCACAAAACUUACCCGCACCAACUUUCCAACUUGGAAAGCAACCAUCCUUCCCUAUCUUAAGGGUCAGAAAGUGUUUGGCUAUGUUGAUGGCACUAUUAAAAUGCCUGCGCAGGAAAUUACUCUCAGUGAUGGCAACAUGCAACCCAACCCAGCCUUUGAAAUCUGGGAAACUCAAGAUAAUCUUAUUCUAAGCUGUAUUAAUGCCUCUCUUACUGAUGAUGUACUCAUGCAGGUAGCACACUGCACAACUUCUUAUGAAGUCUGGACAUCUCUUCACACUGCUUUUGCUACACAAUCAAAAGCCAAGGCCAUCCAAGUCCGUUCGCAACUUGCUACUGCUCGGAAAACUACUCAGUCUAUUACAUACUAUUUCAUGUAUGUGAAGACGCUGUCUGAUGACUUUGCUAUGGCAGGACAACCCCUUAAAUGUGAUGAAAUCAUCACAUAUCUACUCGCUGGUCUUGGACCUGAGUAUGAUGCUCUUGUUACAACAGUUUCUAUUAAAGAAAAUGUCACCCUAGAAGAGGUGUACUCUAUGCUACUCACCUGUGAUGCACGUGUGCAGCAACAUCAACAAGCUCUCUUGUCUGCCACACCACCGGCCAAUGUUGCUACCAAGCAACAAUCUUUUUCUGGAUCUCGUGGUAGUAGCAACAAUUCUAUCUUUCGAGGCAGAGGCCGUGGCCAACACUCCUCCUGUGGUAGCGGUAAUUUCCAAACUGCUUCUCAUUCAAAUAACAACUACAAUAAUCUUUGGUGUCAGCUAUGUGAUAAACCUGGCCCUACUGCGGCUCGCUGCUUCAAGAGAUUUGAUAGUCACUUUCUUCCACAACCUCCUCGCCCAACUCCUCAAGCGAACAUUGCCUCCAACCAACUCUCUUAG
Molecule: messenger RNA, 969 nt
Organism: Pistacia vera
Lineage: Eukaryota; Viridiplantae; Streptophyta; Magnoliopsida; Sapindales; Anacardiaceae
Exons: 1
Coding region: 1-969 (322 amino acids)
Source: RefSeq, a predicted model, not a curated record